AUGGCAGAAACAAAGGCGAUCAUUGCCACCGCCACGGUAUUAUACGGCAAGAUUUCGCGCGCGUACGACAACUUGCGGAAGCUCGGCGAGGCCAACAUCACCCUCGGCGCAGUAGAGGCCCGGCUUCAAAACCUCGAGAAGCUGUGGGAAAAGUUCGACGCAAUUAACGAUACGCUAGCCGAUCGUGUGGAAGAAAUAAAACAUGAUGUCUACGCCAAGCAAGACAUCCCGUCAUUAGGUGAGGAAGCUUACCUGCAGAAUAAGGGCCUCAUGCUCGACCUAAAGAGCGCUCUCCAGCGGCGGCUGCAGGCAGCCAGCUCUACCUCGGCCGCGCCAACAACCUCCGCUUCUCGGACAGCGCUGCCAAAAAUCCAGCCACCGACCUUCGCCGGGAAGUACGAAGACUGGCCGUCCUUCCGAGACCUCUUUCAAUUCAUCAUCGGCAGGAACCAGGCAGCCAGACCUGUUGAAAAACUGCAUUACCUCAAGCUCUGUGUAAAGGGUGAUGCGGAACUGCUAAUACGCAAUUUGAGUACGACGGAUGAAAAUUACGAGAUCGCCUGGAAGACGUUGAGCGAUUUCUACGAGAACAAGAGGUUGUUAACUCGUAACUACCUCAACAACUUUCUGGCUCUUACUAAAAUGAAGAGCGAAUCCGCAGCUGAGCUAGGGCGACUCUUCCACGGCGUAAAAACAACCGUAAGUUCGCUGAAGAGCAUCGAUCGUCCCAUCGACCGCACGGAGGACUUCUUUGUUCACCUUGUAGUUGAGCUGCUCGAUAAUCGUUCGCGUCGCGAAUGGGAGAGCGUCAUCAGCCACACCACCAACCCGCCUACCUACGCCGAAUUGGAAGGAUUCAUAGAGCGACGGCUGCAUACCUUAGAGGCUCUGUUUCCUGUGAAGAACGACAGCCGCAGCAGCAGCGACACCAAAGCAACUCGAAGCCAUCACGUAAAGAAAACUGAGCCGAAAGACAGGUCCAGAAGUCGGUGCGCCGGUUACCAGGGGGACCACUUCAUAAUGUUUUGCAGCAGCUAUAAAGAGAAGACGGCUACAGCGCGCAGGCAGUUUGUACGCGAACAGAACCUCUGUUCUAACUGCCUGGGGCGCCACCAGCUGACUGAGUGCGCGUCAAAAAAGACCUGUAUGACGUGCGGCAGUCGGCACCACUCUUCUCUGCACGACGCCUUCCGCGACGCCGAGACCGCUACGACAUCACACGUGGCUCAAGGACAGCCCUUCGCCUCUGUCACUGUGCUGCUCGCCACUGCUCGAGUCCGCGUCCUCGAUCGUCACGGAUCAUGGCAUCCCGCCCGAGCUCUGAUCGACCAGGGCUCAGAGACGACCAUAGUUUCGGAGCGGUUGGUUCAACGACUGCGACUGCCUCGCACGUCUGCCGCCGUCAGCGUCUAUGGACUCGGCGAGCAAAGAACGGGAAUCGCCAAGGGCAAGGUCAAGCUCACCUUUCGAGCGCUCAACGGUGAGACGUCCAACUCCGUCUCCGCCUUGAUUUUGCCGAAGCUGACUCUAUUCUCCGGAGGAUGCCGCCGAAGCCUGCAAUCCUGGACACAUCUCAGGGACCUGGAGCUCGCCGAUCCAGAAUUCCAUUCCGCUGAUCCAGUAGACCUUCUGCUGGGCGCCGACGUCUACGGAUUAAUCAUCCGCCAGGGUCUGAAAAAGGGAGGUCCUCAGGAACCGGUGGCACAGCAAACUUCGCUAGGCUGGAUACUCUCAGGAGCCAUCAACGAGAAUACACGCUGCCAACGUAUGUCCUCCCACCAUUGCCAAGUGGAGGAAGACCUCACCUGUUUGGUACGUCGCUUUUGGGAGCAGGAAGAGGUUCGACAGCCGUCUCAGCUCUUCACCAAGGUCGAGCGGGAGUGCGAAGAGCACUAUCGUCAGUACCACACACGCAACGCCGAUGGCCGGUACGUCGUGCGCCUGCCCACGACGGAAUCUCUACCGGAUCUCUCUGGAACAAUCCGCGCCGCCCGCCGGGCUCUGCAACAUACAGAGAAGAAAUUUGAUCGAGAGAGCGAGUUCAGAGGUAUGUAUGUCAAAUUCAUGCAACAGUACUUAGACCUGCGCCACAUGAUGCCUGCUCCGCCUUCGACUACCACGCGUCCUGGAGCUUGCUAUCUACCGCAUCACGGGGUCCUGCGUCCUGACAGCACCUCCACAAAACUGAGGGUAGUCUUCAACGGCUCGAGCUCCUUGCCAAACGGAGACUCUCUCAACAGAUAUCUAGCAACGGGACCGAAUCUACUACCUUCUCUGGCCGACAUCCUACUGAGUUGGCGACGCCAUCGCUACGUCUUCGCGACUGACAUCGAGAAGAUGUACAGACAGAUCCUUGUGCACCCCGACGACCAAUGUCUGCAAAGGAUAUUAUGGAGAGAGAGCAGCAACGACGAAGUCAAGGAGUACUGGCUAAGUACCGUUACUUACGGGCUUUCCUGUGCUCCUUAUCUGGCGAUCCGUACUUUGCGCCAACUUGCCGAGGAUGAGGGACAUCGCUACCCGAAGGGAGCUCUCAUCCUGCUGAGCGACGUUUACAUGGACGACAUCCUGGCAGGCGCGGAGACCAUGGAGGAAGCCGAGGUCAUGAUCCAACAGCUGAUGGAGAUCUGCAGGGCGGGCGGCUUCUCGCUUAAGAAAUGGUCGGCAAACCAUUCGCUGUUACUGAACCAAGUGGAGCCCGACGACCGGCUUCGACAAGAGUCUAGAUGGUGGCUGCCCGGCGAGAGUCACUCUACGCUCGGUCUAAGAUGGCAACCACGUGACGAUCUCUUCGCAUUCGCUACCAAAGCGAUCACACUAUCGACCUUCAGCAAACGGUCGGUACUUUCGUUGACAGCGAAGAUGUUCGACCCUCUUGGCUGGCUGGCACCAACAACGAUAUUGGCAAAAAUCUUCAUCCAGUCUACCUGGUUGCUAGGUCUGGAUUGGGACGCUCCGCUACCUUGCGACGAAGCGAGAAGAUGGUUACGAUUCCAGAGCGAGCUGCCGGCUCUGGAAAAAGUAAUCGUACCUCGAUGGCUGGGAGGUGUGACUGAAUCAAUGUUGGAAAUCCACGGAUUCGCCGAUGCCUCCGAGCGUGCCUACUCCGCAGUGAUCUACCUGAAGAGCAAAACAAAGGGCAUUACUAAGGUGACUCUCUUAGCUGCCAAAACCAAGGUCGCGCCAUUGAAGCAGGUAUCAUUACCUCGACUGGAGCUAUCUGCAGCGACUCUUCUGGCUCGUCUCGUCGCCCACACCUUGCCGAUCAUCGGAGCUGAAAGAGCACCUCUUCACAUGUGGUCGGAUUCCACAAUCACGCUCGGCUGGAUCCGAGGACAUCCAUCGACGUGGGCCACCUAUGUGGCCAACAGGGUCAGCGAGAUACAAACGCUGAUCCCUGAUGCCCACUGGCAUCACGUACCAGGACGAGAAAAUCCAGCGGACUGCGCUUCUCGGGGACUAUAUCCUGGUGAGCUGGUUGACCACCCGCUCUGGUGGCAAGGUCCGGAAUGGUUAGCAACGGAGAGCAGCCCGUGGAUAAACAAUGGAGAGGAGAUUCCAACGGAGGACCUCCCAGAGAGACGAGUCCGGGCCCACGCCGCCGCCGUUGCCGAGCUGGAACCCGAGUCAGAAUUGCUGCUGCGCUAUUCUUCUCUGACCAGACUGCUGCGGAUCACUGCAUGGUGCCGUCGCUGGUGGCUGAUCCACCGCCAGCUUCGUCACCCUCAAAGCCAGUCUAACGAAAUCAGCGCCGACGACCUGACGGAAGCCCGCCUCUCCUGGGUUAGAUUGAUCCAGGCUGAAAGUUAA
Messenger RNA from Nylanderia fulva, 3810 nucleotides. The record is from RefSeq and is a predicted model, not a curated record. Lineage: Eukaryota; Metazoa; Arthropoda; Insecta; Hymenoptera; Formicidae.